AUGUCCUACGGCGGUGGUGGUAGUAGUAGUGGUAGGAUACUGGAUGAGAUUGUCUGGACUGACCUUAACACUGCACGUCAUUCACCUUUGAUUUUUAACACCGGCACCACAAACUCACCUAGCGCUAACCUCCAAUUCAGCUGCUAUCGACAACGGCACAGCAAGAAUUCACCCUUAACCUCCCGGAAAUAGAUGCCCUCCUUGCGGCAGCCUACAAGGUUCGUACCCGGCGGCGCGUUCUCGAACUCCUCGGGUUGGGUCCUUGCACCGGUAAAACUGCCCUUCUGUACCUCCUCGUCGGCCUAGCGACCCUCCCUGCCUCCCUUGGUGGAAAGGGGGCCUGUGCAGUGCUCCUCGACUGCUCCGGCCGCUUUGACGUCGUCCGGCUUCACAAUGUGGUUUUCGAAUUCGCCAAGCUUCGUCACGCCGGCGAUGCGGAAUUGGAACAGGUGGUGGGGGAGGCUCUAGAGCACGUACACGUUUUCCGUCCUGAUACUGCUGGGGAGUUUAUUGCUACGGUUGGGGGGCUGGAGGGGUAUCUGUUGGAUUGGAAAGGGAAUGGGAGUGGCGGGAGGGAGUUGGCAGGAAUUUUUGUCGAUGGGGUUGAGGGGUUCGUUUGGGAGGGGUUGCGGGAGGGGCCCACGGACGGUAAUACGGAGAUAUACACUACCAUAAUUCGGUCGCUUCGGUCUUUACAAAAAACAUUUUUGCAGGUUCCUAUCAUCGCGACGAACAACGGCACGACAAGAUCUUCUCCGGAUGGAGAGGCCCCGAUAUACAAAACCUACCUCCCACAAAUAUGGACCGCAUUUGUUGGCAUUAGGAUCAUCCUCGCGAGAGCUCCUGUGAGGCCGUUUCCACUGGAGAUGGGUUUGCAGGAAGCGUGGACCGAGCAGCGGGAGAGGAGGUUAGAGGUCGUGAGGAGGAAUAGGAUCGAAGGGUGGGUGGAUGUUGGCGGGCUUGGGGGUGGUGUUGAGAGUGAGAUUGGGAGGCUGAAGGGUGGGGGACGGUUUUCUUUUUCCUUGGGCGGAGGAGGGGUGGUAUUUGAGCAGUGA
Molecule: messenger RNA, 1055 nt
Organism: Tuber aestivum (summer truffle)
Lineage: Eukaryota; Fungi; Ascomycota; Pezizomycetes; Pezizales; Tuberaceae
Source: the annotation of a GenBank genome assembly